This is a messenger RNA of Phycomyces blakesleeanus NRRL 1555(-), 489 nucleotides long. RefSeq lists its product as hypothetical. Lineage: Eukaryota; Fungi; Mucoromycota; Mucoromycetes; Mucorales; Phycomycetaceae. The transcript has a single exon. The coding region runs from base 1 to 489 and encodes 162 amino acids. The record is from RefSeq and is a predicted model, not a curated record.
AUGUGUGAAUCUUGUUUCUGGAAAGUCUUACUGCACAAAGGCAACCGUCCCCAAGGCAACUGUGCCCAAGGCAACUGUACCCAAGGCAACUGUACCCAAGGCAACUGUACCCAAGGCAACUGUACCCAAGACAACCGUACCCAAGACAACCGUACCCAAGGCAACCGUACCCAAGGCAACUGUACCCAAGGCAACCGUGCCCAAGGCAACCGUGCCCAAGGCAACUGUACCCAAGACAACUGUACCCAAGGCAACCGUACCCAAGGCAACUGUACCCAAGGCAACCGUACCCAAGGCAACCGUACCCAAGGCAACCGUACCCAAGGCAACCGUGCCCAAGGCAACCGUACCCAAGGCAACCGUGCCCAAGGCAACCGUGCCCAAGGCAACUGUACCCAAGGCAACCGUACCCAAGGAAACCGUACCCAAGGAAACAGUACCCAAGGCAACUGUACCCAAGGAAACCGUGCCCAAGGCAGCCGUACCUAA